UCUAACCGUACAGAGACUAUUAACUAAAACAAAAUUUAUCGGUUUCUUCUUCUUCUUCUUCUUCUUCUUCUUCUUCUUCUUCUUUCUCUGGUCAUCACAUAAAAUGAUCUUCAGUCACAUAUCAAAUUUUCCAUAUUAAUGAGAUAGAAAGCAUUGAUGUGUGCGUGGUGAUUCGUGACUGCUGUUAAAGUCCUAUCCUUCCAACCCAAGAGAAAUCUUGGGUCAACCAGUCAAUUGAGGAUUAUCAAACUAAAGCCUUCAGAGAAUUGUUGAAGCAGUUCACUGUGGCACUUAUGGAAUCAGCUGUUUGUUUAAGGAAUACCUCUGUUGUUGUUGUUAUUCUCAAUACUGGAGAAGUAUAUAUUGUUGUCAGCUUGUCUACGCGGAGUGAUACCCAGGUGAUUUAUGUUGAUCCAACAACUGGAUCACUGGGCUACAAUGGGAAGAAGGGAAUUGAUGUUUUUGGUUCUGAAGAUGAAGCUCUGAACUACAUAACAAAUGGAUCAAGGUGGCUGUUGUGUAAGAGUAGAACUUAUGCCAGGGCAAUACUGGGCUAUUCUGCCUUAGGAAGCUUUGGAUUGCUUCUAGUUGCAACUAAAUUGACCUCCACCAUACCAAAUUUACCUGGUGGAGGAUGUGUAUAUACUGUCACUGAGAGCCAAUGGAUCAAGAUUCCACUUCAAAAUCCCCAACCUCAGGGUAAAGGGGAGCUAAAGACCAUUCAAGAAUUUGCUGAGAUUGACAUUGAUGGGAAGCAUUACUACUGUGAAACAAGGGACAUCACUCGACCUUUUCCAAGUCCUAUGCCAUUGCAAAAUCCAGAUGAUGAGUUUGUUUGGAAUGGCUGGUUUUCAAGGCCUUUCAAAGAAAUUGGGCUGGCACAACACUGUGCUAUUCUUCUGCAGGGGUUUGCAGAAGCUCGAGUAUUUGGAAGCUCAGGUCAGCAAGAAGGAAUAGUUGCUCUUCUAGCUCGUCGCAGUAAACUGCAUCCUGGUACUCGAUACUUGGCUAGAGGGCUGAAUUCAUGUUUUGGCACAGGAAAUGAAGUGGAGUGCGAGCAACUUGUAUGGGUUCCUAGGAGGAAUGGCCAAAGUGUUCCUUUUAAUACAUAUGUUUGGAGACGAGGCACCAUACCAAUCCGGUGGGGUGCAGAACUGAGGAUCACUGCUGCAGAAGCAGAAAUUUAUGUUUCAGAUAAUCCUUAUAAGGGAAGCUUGCAAUACUACCAGAGGUUAAGUAAGAGGUAUGGUGCUCACAAUAUAGAAGUAACUGAUGGAGUAAAUCAGAACAAAAGUCCUUUGGUUCCUAUUUUAUGUGUCAACUUGCUCAGAAAUGGGGAGGGAAAAUCUGAGUCCAUUUUGGUACAGCAUUUUGAAGAAUCCAUGAACCAUAUUAGAUCAAGUGGGAAACUUCUGCACACUCGGCUUAAUUUAAUAAAUUAUGAUUGGCAUGCAAGUGUAAAACUGAAAGGUGAACAACAGACAAUUGAAGGGCUCUGGAAACUCCUGAAACAACCUACAAUAUCUGUAGGAAUUUCUGAAGGAGAUUAUCUUCUCUCACGGCAACAACUUAAUGAUUGCCAAGGAGAGCUGGUGUAUAAUGAAGACUUUGAGGGUGUUUUCUGCUUAAGAUCUCGCCAGAGUGGGGUAAUACGUUUUAACUGUGCAGAUUCUUUGGACAGAACCAAUGCUGCUAGUUAUUUUGGGUCCCUCCAAGUUUUUGUAGAGCAAUGUAGGCGGCUAGGGAUAUCACUUGACACUGAUUUGGCUUCAGUAUAUAAUUCUGGUGGGUAUACUGCUCCUUUGCCACCAGGCUGGGAGAAACGUUCUGAUGCUGUAACAGGAAAAACAUAUUAUAUUGAUCACAACACUAGGACAACAACCUGGAUGCAUCCAUGUCCGGAUAAACCUUGGAAGAGAUUUGACAUGUCAUUCGAAGAGUUCAAGAAGUCAACAAUAUUAUCACCAAUAUCUCAGCUUGCUGACCUUUUCUUGUUGGCUGGUGAUAUUCAUGCAACAUUGUAUACUGGUUCUAAAGCUAUGCAUAGCCAAAUCCUCAGCAUAUUUACUGAUGAACCUGGCAAAUUUAAGCAGUUCUCUGCUGCACAGAAUAUGAAGAUAACUUUGCAAAGAAGGUACAAAAAUGCAGUUGUCGAUAGUUCCCGCCAGAAGCAAUUGGAAACGUUUCUUGGAAUUAGGCUCUUCAAGCAUCUCCCUUCAGUUUCAUUUCAUCCUUUGAAAGUAUUAUCACGGCCACCUGCUUGCUUUCUGAAACCAGUUGUUAAUAUGUUCUCAAAUUUCAAUGAUGAAAGUGAUCUUUUGAGCUUCAAGAGAAAAGAUAUAAUAUGGAUUUGCCCCCAGUCUACAGAUGUUGUUGAACUUUUUAUUUACCUCAGUGAGCCUUGCCAUGUUUGUCAGCUUCUUCUCACAAUUUCACAUGGAGCAAAUGAUACAACUUUUCCAGCAACUGUAGAUGUUAGGACAGGACGCAAUCUAGAUGGACUUAAAAUUGUCCUUGAGGGUGCUUCUGUACCAAAGUGCUUAAAUGGUACAAAUAUGUUUAUUCCUUUAGCAGGUCCAGUUAGCUCUGAGGAUAUGGCUGUCACUGGGGCAGGUGUACGCCUUAAUGCUCGAGAUGCAUCUAGGUUUUCAUUAUUGUAUGAUUUUGAGGAACUGGAGGGAGAACUGGACUUUCUUACCCGUGUUGUCGCACUUACAUUUUAUCCUGCUGUUCGUGGAAAAACCCCUGUAACCCUUGGUGAGAUAGAGGUGCUUGGAGUUUCUCUUCCUUGGAGGGAUAUAUUUUCUAAGGAAGGACAAGGUUCAAAGUUCUACCAGUGUCUUAAUAAAUUUAAGGAGACAACCAACCAAUCCCAGGAGACCGACCCUUUUUUACAUACCAAUCCAUUUGCUGGUGCAUCCCCUGCCAAUGAAAAUGUGGUCCCACCAGUGCAAACAAAUACCUCCUCCAGCAUCUGCAUGGACCUCCUGACUGGGGAUAGCAUGUUUCCGGAGUCCAUAACUCAACCACCAAAACGAAAUGUCAGUUCUGUGGGAGGUGACUUUCUUAAUUUCUCAGACAAUGCUGCCACAGAGCACCAAGUUCCAGAAACAAAUAUUAAAUUCUCUUCAUCACAUGAUGGAGGGCUUACAGCUGACAGUGCUGCUCAACAUUACUUAAACUGCUUGAAAGCCCUGACUGGUCCACAUAUGGAAAGGAAGCUAGACUUUGAGGAAGCAAUGAGACUUGAAAUUGAGCGCUUCAAGUUCAAUCUUUCUGCUGCUGACAGGGAUAGAACUUUAUUAUCGAUUGGAACUGAUCCUGCUACUAUAAAUCCAAAUGGGUUACUUGAUGAUUUGUAUAUGGCCCGACUAUGCAGAAUUGCAAGCAACCUUGCUAUUCUGGGGCAGGUUGCACUAGAGGACAAAGUUACUGCUGCAAUUGGUCUUGAGACCAAUGAGGAUGAUGGUAUAGAUUUCUGGAAUAUUACUAGAAUUGGAGAAACCUGCUCCAGUGCCAUGUGUGAAGUCCGUGCUGUAACCCAUCCUGCUGCAUGUAUACCUUCUAUAGUCCCUUCUGGAGGAGGUUCACAAUCUCAUUUUUCAUGUUCUCAAUGUGAAAGAAAGGUUUGUAAAGUGUGCUGUGCUGGAAAGGGCGCUCUUCUGCUCCCAAGCUACAACUCAAAGGAAAUGUCAGGUUUUAAUAAUUUGUUAAGCAGGAGUGGGUCAAGCCAUGGCAAUCAGACUGAUAGUGUACCUACAAACCGUUCAUCUAUAUUAAAUGGGGUCAUCUGUAAAGCAUGCUGCAGCAAUAUUGUGCUUGAUGCAUUAAUUGUGGAUUAUGUCAGGGUAUUGGUUAGCUUGCGGAGAAGUGCUCGUGCAGGCUGUGCUGCACAUGAAGCUAUAGAUGAUGUGAUAGGCCUCAGAUCAAUAGAUUAUCUUAUUGAAAGAAACAAAAUGUCUGAUGGUCAACAAGCUGCUGAGGUCUUGAAAAAGUUACUUAAUGGAGAGGAGUCACUUGCUGAAUUUCCACAUGCAAGCCUUUUGCAUUCGGUGGAAACAGCAGUAGGCUCAGCACCAUCCUUGUCUUUGCUAGCUCCAAUUGAUUCUGGACCACAGCAUGCAUAUUGGAGAGCUCCCCCUAGUAUUUCCUAUGCUGAAUUUGCUAUUGUUCUUAGCAAUCUUUCUGAUGUCUCUGGCGUAGUCUUACUUGUUAGUCCAUGUGGCUAUUCUACAGCAGACUCUCCCACUGUAAGCAUGUAACUGAAUUCCUAUUUCUACUUUCUCUCAUAUUUAUUCGAUGAAAAUGGUUAAUGGGGAUGUUUUUUCAAGUUUAUAUCUUAAUUUCUCCUACUCAUCAUUUGAUCGUCAUCAUAUGUAGAGGUAGUGAAGGUUAAAGUUGUAACU
Nelumbo nucifera (sacred lotus) is the source of this 4406-nucleotide messenger RNA. Lineage: Eukaryota; Viridiplantae; Streptophyta; Magnoliopsida; Proteales; Nelumbonaceae. The record is from RefSeq and is a predicted model, not a curated record.